This is a messenger RNA of Mya arenaria, 4414 nucleotides long. RefSeq names its product autophagy-related protein 101-like. The record is from RefSeq and is a predicted model, not a curated record. Bases 156 to 815 code for a protein of 219 amino acids. NCBI's taxonomy places the organism in Eukaryota, Metazoa, Mollusca, Bivalvia, Myida, Myidae. The transcript is spliced from 8 exons. Gene Ontology annotation, cellular component: phagophore assembly site. Gene Ontology annotation, biological process: autophagosome assembly; autophagy.
AGUAAAUCAGCUGAGAAAAAAGUCAACAAAGAACUUCGUAAUUUCUAAAUAUUGCAACAUACAUCAAUGAUACUUCGUAAAAAACAACCACGUAUAUUUUAACAGAUAUGUGGAUUUGUCAAACGGGUUGAAAUCUGAAAUUUUAGGAGCAGAUAAUGAACGCAAGGGCUCAUGUCUUUGAACUGUCUGUGGAAAGUCGUCAAGUGGAAGAAGUUGUUUCAAGUAUAUUCCACAGUUUGAUACUGCACAGAACACUGGGAAAGGUCCAUUACAAGCAAGCAGGAAGCUAUUCUGUUGGAACGCUUGGUUUUGCGGAUGAAGAUUGUGACUUCAUUGACUUUACUUAUGUGCGUGUGGCAUCAGACGCCUUGUGUGGGAAUGUGAGGCGUGAGGUGAUCAGUUUCCGGGACACGCUCCAGCAGACCUCGUCCCCCCAGGAGUCCGGACAGAUAUCAUUGGAGUUUUACCAGCGUAAGCGUGGGCGAUGGCUGUUCCAGGCGGAGUGUAUUCCCUGGGAGGUGUGGACAGUCAAGCUAGACGUCAUUACCCUCAACACUGAGCAUGAACGACAGAUAUUCCGAGAGCGCGUUGGAGAGGCCGUUGCAGAGAAGGUGUUAUACAUAGCGGAAAUCAUGAAUCGACACGAGUACCUGCCCAAGAUGCCCAAUAAUUCAGAAGUUGAUCUCGUAUUUGAUACAAGUUAUACAGAUGUUCAGCCAUAUCUGCAUCGGAUAACUCACCAGAUAAAUGGGCCGUCUUCCAGCUCAGUAUCCACAACUAUGAGAAAGUUUCUUAAGGAUACACUAGCAUUAUGACCCUGACAUCAUCUUGUAGACCAUGCUGUAGACCUCACCGUAUGAUAAACAAUAACAUGAUGAUAUAGAGCUCUCUUGCUGUGUAUUUAGUUUUCAACCAAUCACAGAGGAUGUAGAAGUUUCCUAAAAUAUAACGCCAAUAUUAUGAUGCCAAGUCUCGCUUUGUAGACCUCACUACAUACCGCAGAUUCCUCAAAUUUGGUUCGGGUUUAAAGGUAUCGAAUUUUCCCAAAUCGACUAUUGACAGGUCGACAAUUUCAACAGUGAAAUAUCAAUUACUGAUGUUUGUCUAUGUUAAGGUAAUGGUGCACAAUUUUGAACCAAAAUCUGUCAAAUCCCAAAAUAAAGGACCUUAAACUAUCAAGGCUAACUGUUGUAAUAUUUGCUUACUCUACACUUCCUGUGCUAUUUACACUCCUUACAGUGGAAAUAAAUAUGGAUAUUUAAUUACACUACACUUCCUGUGUAUUUAGCCAUUUUCACUCCUUACAGUGGAAAUAUUAAUGGAUAUUUGAUGACACUACAGUUUCUGUGUAUUUUGCUAUUUUCACUCAUUACAGUGGAAAUAUAUAUGGAUAUUUGAUUAUGCUACACUUCCUGUGUACUUAGCUAUUUUCACUCAUUAGAAUGGAAUAAAAUAUGGAUAUUUAAUUAUGCUACAAUUCCUGUGUUUUUUGCUAUUUUCACUCAUUACAGUGGAAAUAUAUAUUGAUAUUUGAUUAUGCUACACUUCCUGUGUACUUAGCUAUUUUCACUCAUUAGAGUGGAAUAAAAUAUGGAUAUUUAAUUAUGCUACAAUUCCUGUGUUUUUUGCUAUUUUCACUCCUUACAGUGGAAAUAUAUAUGGAUAUUUGAUUACACUUCCUGUUUUUUUGCUAAAUUCACCAUUCACAGUAGAAGAAAAUAUGGAUACAUUAUUACACUAAGCUUCCAGUGUAGUCAACUACAUGUGUACUUUGCUAUUUUCACUCAUUACAGUGGAAAUGUAUGUGGAUAUUUGAUUACACUACACUUCCUGUGUACUUUGCUAUUUUCACUCAUUACAGUGGAAAUGUAUGUGGAUAUUUGAUUACACUACACUUCCUGUGUACUUUGCUAUUUUCACUCAUUACAGUGGAAAUAUAUGUGGAUAUUUGAUUACUUUGCUAUUUAGAAAAUAUCUACUUAUUUAAUUUAGAUUUAUGUCUUUUAUGUGUUCAGGAACAAGGACAAUAUUUUGCCCGGUUUGUUAUCAAUACUUUAACCUCAUAACAAGCUUUGUCUUUUUAUCAUAUACUAGGUAUUCCCACUUCCAUUGCCAUUUUCAAGCAUUCAAUUGACACAGAUUUGCAAGCAUGAAAAUUUUAACUUAAAAGAAAUCUUUACAAAAAACCUAUCGCUCAUAAUCAUCUCUAUGAAUUAUUUCCAGGAUUUUUUUUAAAUGAUUAUUGAUUCCAGUUCUUUGAAAAAUUAAAUUGUUUUUGGAUGAAUGAGAGUUUUUGCUGUCAUAUAUUUAAUGUCAAUAUGAUAAUUAUAAUGUGUGCUUUGACAAUUUUUUUGUCAUUUUCUAUUCUAAGUAGUUUAUUAUCUAUAUCAUUAUGUGAUAUUUCAUGAUUUUUUUGAAAAUUUAACAGUGAUACAAUGGGUACGAAUAUAAUGUGCGCUUUACUGGAUUAUAUAUAAAGAGUAUCUGUUUAAAAAAAAUGUUCAGAUGGUAAAAUUUCACAUAACUUGCAUUGCAUGUACAUGUAUUUUGUCCAAUGACUCAUGAAUAAAAAACACUUUAAUUUGGUUAAUUGUUUAAUGUUUUCACAAAGUCAUCUUUUCCCCUGUGGGGAGCAAUGUUAAUUUAAGCCAAGCAAAAGGGGCAUCAAAAGGGUGUACAAGGAGGGCAAAUGAGACAACAACACCACCACACCCCUUGUUACUAAGCUUAAAUACAUAAUCAUGUACAGUUUCUCAUCUUUGUUUAUGCUAAUUUCCAUGUUUAGCUUAAUUGUAACCAGAGCUGACAACUUAUAGGAUAGCGCUCAAGACUGUUGCCUGGGUUACUGAGAAACCAGUUUGGGUUUCUUAGAACACCAUAUUGGUGUCAAUUUUGAUAGGCUUUGAAGAGGUACCCCUGUUGGGAAUCAAACCCACAACCUUUUGGGUGAGAGGUGGACACCUUGACCACUAGACCACUUUCAUCCUUCUCCAUGUUGCCUAUUAACCAGGAGUCUAUUUCAAUCAAGGACUUUAGGGGUAUAUCUUUAAUGAUAUUAAAUCUGUAUAAAUGUCACAAAUAGAAAUACAUUGAUUGUUUUUUAUAACCUCAACUUUGUGUUCAUUUUUUUAACACGGUCUAAAGAUCAAUUCACUCAGAUAUGUAUCAGAAUACUGAAACAAUGAAAAGAGAUCAGAUAACUUCAAUUUUACGACUAAAAUGAUGAUGAUUUGUCUUGAAACAGCCCUCUGAAAUACUUAGUUAAAGUGACACUCUUAUUAAAAAUCAAUAUAUACACAUGUAUAACAAACAUCAAUUUUGACUGAUAAACCUUUGACUACUUACUAAAUAGUGCAUUAACGGAAAAUAUUUAUAACUGAUAACAAGAUUGUAACAGUGUAUUUAAUAAUAGAAAGCGCAAAAAUAUUAAAUGAUUGGUGAAUGCUCAUUUCUUUGAAAUUGAACUCUGUAAACUUCAUAAGAAUUAUUUUUUUCAAAUUUUUUUUUGGAAUAUUGAAACAAUAUAAUUAAUUGUGGUAAAAAUUAUUUGGGAGUAAGAGUGCAUCUUUAAGGAACAGGAGGUAGAUUUGGGCAAAUACCGGUAGUAAAUGUUGAUUUCAAUCACAUUACUCAAUUAAUGCUUUUAAAAAUCCAUACUUUUUGUAUAUCUCAGAGUAAAAUUUGUAACCUGUUAAUUAAUAUUAAUAAAAUGGGUCUCGGUUUUUUGUUUACACUGUCUAUCAACUCCGGCAUUGUUUAACCUACUUAGUUAAUUUUAUGGUGUCGGUAUUUUCUGGUUGAAAUAAUCAUUUUUAACACCUUACAACUGAACAAUUUAGAUGUGCUUUUUCUUUUCAUUUUCAUACAGACUAUGGGCCGACUGUUCAGAACUUUGUUAAAGUUAACAACAUUGUUAACUUUGUCAUUGUUAACCUUUUUAACUUGAAAUACAUUUUAAUGGGAUCAUAAUUAUACAGUAUUUUAAUAACACCACUACAUCUGAAAGGGUUGUCUCAAAUCUUAUUUGAAAUACCACAUAAAAUUAUCUCAAGUUUGGUCUUGACUCAGACUCAGGUUUGGAUUUGAAAAUUAAUAAUAAAGAUGUUAACAACAUUUUUCACUUUAAUGAAGUUCUGAAAAAUCGGCCCUAUGUCAAUCAGGAAAAGGUCAAUAAGAGAUGCAUAUGAAAAGCUAACCACAAAGUCAUGAAAAUUUAAAGUUAUUCAAUUCGUGUCAUGUAUUGCAAUUUUUGUUAUUGGUCAUUAUGAUGUAACAGAUCUUGCUUUUAUUAUGCUUAUUGAUGUACAUAUACUUCAAAGUGAAGUCUUUCAUAUUAUGUUUUGUGUUACCUGCUUGUAAAUAUUUGAUGUUAUAUAGAAUUCCUGUACAAUGUAUGUAAUAAAUAAUAAGCUGA